Limulus polyphemus (Atlantic horseshoe crab) is the source of this 2530-nucleotide messenger RNA. Its product is annotated as kelch-like protein 18. Lineage: Eukaryota; Metazoa; Arthropoda; Merostomata; Xiphosura; Limulidae. Gene Ontology annotation, molecular function: protein binding. The record is from RefSeq and is a predicted model, not a curated record. The transcript is spliced from 14 exons. The coding region runs from base 174 to 2003 and encodes 609 amino acids.
GAGGGCGCUGUGUACGUAGAACCUAGAUUUCAGGUUGUUAUGGGAAUGGGACUGAAGGGAAAAAAGUUGCUGCUAAGAGAUUAAAGUGAAGACCUCGGUUAUUCUUAAAAUCAAUUAUUGGAAUGGACUUCAUGAUUUAAAGUUGCCAGGGAUAAUUGUAAAAAGUUUGUGAAAUGCUGUUGGGAAGUCCUAAUGAUGAAGAAGGUCCAGUCAAUCAGGAACAAGUAGUACCUUCUAAUGGAGAAUCAGAUUCUAGUUUUAGCACCCUAGAGCAGGAUGCAUACGUCUUUGUCGAAAAAUCUCACUCAUUUGAGGUACUAGCUGGCUUGAAUUCUUUAAGACUAGAUGGUACAUUCUGUGAUGUCACCUUGUGUGUUGAUGAAGAAACUUUUUACUGUCACAAAGUGGUUUUGGCUUGCUUCAGUCCUUAUUUUAGGGCCAUGUUUGGAGGUGACCUUGCAGAAAGCCAGCAAGAGAAAGUUGUUUUAAAUGGUGUUGAAGUCACAGCCUUGCGUUCACUUCUACACUAUGCUUAUACUGGCCAGGUGACCAUAAAAAAAGACAACGUUCAGGCUCUCCUGUCGGCAGCAAACCUGCUUGAGGUAUUGCCUGUCCGAGAUGCCUGCUGUGGUUUUAUGGAAAGGCACAUGGAUGAAACAAACUGUGUUGGCAUUCACUGUUUUGCUGAAACUCAUGACUGUGCUGAACUACAGCAGAAGUCAAAGGACUUUAUUUUAAGGACCUUCUCGGAAGUAUUACAUCAAGAGGAAUUUUUGAAUAUCAGUGUUACCAAGUUAAUAGAACUUGUCUCAAGUGAUAACUUAGUAGUUUCCAAAGAAGAAGAGGUAUUUGAAGCCGUCUUAGUGUGGCUUACUCAUUGUCUGGAUGAAAGGGGAAAACAUUUUGAAAAGGUUCUACCCUUUGUUAGACUUCCACUUCUCAGCCCUUAUUAUCUUCAUGAUCAUGUAGCAACUCUUCCUGCUGUCACUGAGUCACCAGAAGGAAAACGGAUUUUGGAUGAGGCCAUAUCCUACCACCUCAUGCCUGAUAGGAGAAAAGAGCAAAGUAAUUUCCGUAUGAUACCAAGGAGAUCCCAGGGAGUUGUAGAUAUGGUGGUUCUUUCUGGAGGAGAAGAUGACAAAGUGAUGUUGAAAACAGUGGAAUGUUUUGAUCCUGGCCUAGUUGUUUGGCAUAGUUUACAGUGCUUACCUUUUGCAGUAAGCAAACAUGGCAUGGUGGUGACAGGAAGCAAUACCUUGUACGUGGCUGGAGGAGAGUGUCCUGAUGGAGCUUUGAGCGAUACGGUAUGGAGGUAUGACCCAGUGUGUAACCAGUGGGUGGAAGUGGAGCCAAUGAAUCAACAUAGAUCUGAAUUAGGUUUAGCAGUUUUGGAUGGACACAUGUAUGCUGUCGGUGGUUGGGAAUGGGAAACUAGGUUAUCCAGUGUAGAACGUUAUGACUUCAUACAAGACAAGUGGAGGUUUGUGUCUCCUAUGGCAGUUGCAUUAACAAGCCCAGCAGUGAUAGCACUUAAAGGUUUACUGUAUGUAGCAGGUGGUUCUUCACAACAGAAUGAAGAUGGUGCCAGUCUUGUGCAAGCAUAUAAUCCUACAAAAGAUUCCUGGUCACUUGUGGCUCCACUACUUGCACCAAGAUUUGGUGCUGGGAUUUGUGUGCUCAAUGGAUUAAUCUAUGUAAUAGGUGGUUGUCAACCAUCAGUAGGAUACACCAACAGUGUAGAAAGUUUUGACUCUGAGAAGAACCAGUGGAAAAUAUGCCCACCAAUGAAACAAAAGCGAUAUAGACCGGGGGUUACGACUUUACAUGGAAAAAUUUAUGUUUGUGGUGGAGAGGAUGGUUUUGACCAGUAUCAUAAAACAAUUGAAUGUUACUGUCCUGAACAGAAUCAGUGGAAUAUUGUUGCUGGUAUGCAAACUCCACGAAGUUGGGUUGCUUGUGCAACAUUAAGGGUAUCUGCUGUUACAUCCGUACAGGAAGGAUGAAGAUUUUUUGUGUGUGUCAGACUUAAUUUAUAAGUAGAAAUCUGAAUUGAAGACUGUGUGCUUGUUUCCUUUUACUUGGAACAUAUGGAAAGUUCACUUACUUUUUCAUAACAAGUGCUGUCUUCUAUAUAUAUUUACCGGACCAGCUUUAUACAUUUAAGUAUACACUGUCAUCUGUGGAUUUCAUGCAUGCUCACCUUAAUAGUUAGGUCUGAUGUUUGUCCUACAGCACACAUUGAACUGUGUUAUCAGCUGAAAAAGUUCAGUCAUUUCACUCAUUUACAGUUAAUUAUUUACUAUGAUAAUUUUAAUAACAGCUAAGCUAAAAAUCACAGACAGUUAUUACAUAAAAUGUGUUGGAGAUGAAGACAAUAAUUACAAUUUGGCAGAUGGUUUUCUUAACUAUAGAAGUUAAGCUGUGAGGUUUACUGCUGAUUGUGUAAUAUUUAAACAAAUGAUCAUAGAUUGUUAUAAACAUGGUUAUUCUUAAAAGCAAAUACGAAGAUGUAUUGUGUAAAAAAAAAAAA